AGAUUUGUCAAAACGAAUAGUUUAUGUUCAUAAACAUAUAUGACACUACGUUGCCAACGUUACCAAUGUUGCUAAGUGCUAACGUUAAGGUGUUGAAAACAAACCAAUUCGCGUAACCAGAUAUGUAGUUUAAUGGUUUUGAUGGACUCUUUUCAAUAUAUAUUUUCCCAUGAGACUAAUCGCUGGGCCGUCCGAGCGGGCACUCAAUCCUUAGUUACGAACAAAACUUCAAGAAGCCGAGGACAGCCAGCAGCACCAUGCAACACAUGUCAUCUCCCGUCAGAUUCCGCAGCAACAAGAAAGUUGUCCAGUCUGUCCAUUGAGGACCGGGAUGAAACUCCAUUCCCCUUUGCCAUGAGGGAUCUCCCUCCCAUCUCGCAGUCUGGCAACCAGCACCAGACCCUAUACCAGCAGGCACCAGUCCGCAGUGAGGCAGAGGGAACCGGGACAUCAACACACGGACUGCCCAGCCUACCGGGGACUCCCGUGCUGCCCCGUGCCGCCCUGUGCAACCUUGCUGGCUCUCCAUCAGUCCCUCGUAGACCAGGUCGCAUCGGACCGAACCCAGAUCUUCAGCUUUCGGGGCUGAGGAGACCGCUCUUCUCUCAGGUGUCCGUGGAUUGUCCUCUCAGCCCGGCAUCACGUCCGCAUAGCCCCUGGGGACGUUUUGACCCAUACGACUCUCCCGAGGACCAAGACAAAGAGUAUGUGGGUGUUGCCACAUUACCCAACCAGGUUCAUAGAAAGACAGUGAAGAAAGGUUUCACAUUUACCCUUCUGGUGGCAGGGGAGUCUGGCCUCGGUAAAUCCACACUAAUCAACAGUUUGUUCCUCACGGACCUCUACAAAGACAGGAAGGUUCCCAAUGCACAAGAACGGAUUGAUCAAACGAUCAACAUCGUAAAACACACCAUCAGCAUCGAAGAGAAAGGAGUCAAAGUGAGGCUCACCAUCAUAGACACACCGGGGUUCGGAGAUGCUGUCAACAACACAGAAAGCUGGAAGCCAAUAGAAGACUACAUUGACCAGCAGUUUGAGCAGUACUUCAGAGAUGAGAGCGGAUUGAACCGAAGGAACAUCCAGGACAACAGAGUCCACUGCUGCCUAUACUUUAUCUCUCCGUUCGGCCACGGUCUCCGACCUCUGGAUGUUGCGUGUAUGAAGGCUUUGCAUAACAAAGUCAACAUAGUUCCUGUUGUUGCCAAAGCGGACAGCCUGACACAAGCGGAGGUUGACAGAAAGAAAGUGAAAAUCAGGGAGGAGAUUGAGCAGUUCGGGAUCCACAUCUAUCAGUUUCCCGAGUGUGAUUCAGACGAGGACGAAGAGUUACAAAAACAGGACCAGAUACUCAAGGACAGCAUCCCAUUUGCCGUAAUUGGGAGUAAUGUUCAAGUUGAGAGCGAAGGUCGCAAGUUCAGAGGUCGUCUCUACCCCUGGGGUCUAGUCGAAGUAGAGAACCCGGCUCACUCUGACUUCCUGCUGCUGAGGAACAUGCUGGUGAGGACACACAUGCAGGAUCUGAAGGAUGUGACUGGGGAGACUCACUAUGAAAACUACAGAGCCCAGUGCAUUCAGAACAUGACGCUCAUGGUGGUGCAGGAGAAGAAACGCAGUUUGCGUGAAAACCAUCGAGAUCAGAGCGAGACAGAUUUUCCUCUGCCGCUGGCUCCCCCAAACUCUCGGAUGGAAAGAACCAUAUUGGAGAAAGACAAAGAGCUGAGGAGGAUGCAGGAGGUGCUGGAGAGGGUCCAGGAGCACAUGCAGCACAGCCAGAGGGAGGAAAGGGUCUGCAAUCCGUGAAGAGCAGAGAUGGAACUUGAAAACAACAUAAGAAGAAAUGAGACUUCCAGCAGGUCACACGGACUCACAGGUCAAUCAAUUGUGAUUUUUUUUUUUUCCUUUUUAUCCCAAGACGACAAUCAUCCAACAUCUCCUUUCGGAGAAAAUUAUCUUUAUUUCAUUAACUAAAUAAAUGCAUUACAGGACUGCAACUUGAGUAGUAACCUUGUUAAGGAUGUUAGUCAUUUAAGUUUUCUUUUGUUGCGUGUGUGUAUUUUUUUUAACAUUUUUUUGUAAAGACAAUCAAUUAAAAAAAUAAAACCAUGUCUUACUUCAUUUUUAUAUUUUCACUCAAUACCAAUAAAUACAGGAGCAAGUGUUGUAAAUGUAAUAAGAUUUAUUAAGAAUCUUUUAUUUCAUCAGCAUAAUUCUUCAUUAAUAUGGUUUAUCUAUUAUCUUAAACAGUGGACAGUUAGAUCUAAAAGGCAGCCCAAAGUGUACAGGCGAUAUAUAACUUAAAACUUUCUCCAUAGGGAAAACAUGUUUUUUAUAUUCAUAUAUAAUAUCAAUGUAGCAUGAGGUCCAAGAUCCUGCCCACGUUAUACAGUAUUGUACAUGGUCCCAAAAAGAAACAAAA
Molecule: messenger RNA, 2416 nt
Organism: Pungitius pungitius (ninespine stickleback)
Lineage: Eukaryota; Metazoa; Chordata; Actinopteri; Perciformes; Gasterosteidae
Product: septin-5-like
Exons: 13
Coding region: 133-1800 (555 amino acids)
Biological process (GO): intracellular protein localization; cytoskeleton-dependent cytokinesis; regulation of exocytosis
Cellular component (GO): septin ring; septin complex; microtubule cytoskeleton
Molecular function (GO): GTPase activity; molecular adaptor activity; GTP binding
Source: RefSeq, a predicted model, not a curated record